Molecule: messenger RNA, 1927 nt
Organism: Notodromas monacha
Lineage: Eukaryota; Metazoa; Arthropoda; Ostracoda; Podocopida; Cyprididae
Source: the annotation of a GenBank genome assembly
AACUUACGCGGGUGGAAGCACUAAUCGCUGAAUUACUUGUGUUUUUCACCAAGCGUUAUGACUAUUCAUUUGCAAACGCUCGGUUUUAAUUAUAUAUUAAAUUUUAAUCAAAUUGUUUUCGGAAAUUCUUUAGUCGUGAAUUGUUCAUGAUUUUGUGAGAUGUACGUGGGCAGACGUGGGAGCUUUCCCAGUGUUUUCUGCAAGUUCAAUUGAGUAAACCUCAAAAAUGUCCUACGGCGGGUUCCGAGGCGGUGGCCAUGGGGGUGGCGGACGCGUGCAGAAAGUUAUGGUUCAACCCAUCAAUCUGAUCUUCAGAUAUCUUCAAAAUGCCACCAAAGUUCAAAUUUGGCUCUACGAGAACAACCGUGUUCGACUGGAAGGCAAGAUCAUAGGAUUUGACGAGUACAUGAACCUCGUGAUCGAUGAAGCGGAAGAGAUUUCUGUUCGCGUUUCAUCGUUGAACAUGGUUCAUUGGCAAGGUGCUGCCGAGUUGCUCUUGGCGAUCGCUCGUAAAGAUGCUAAGAAACUGGAAGAAUUGAUCGUUGGUGGGAUAGCAGACUGUGAUCAACGGUAUCCCUGUGGCGGUGUCAUGAAACCAGUGAUUUUAAUAUGUGUUGAACGUCGUUUGUUCGAGCUUGUGGAGGUAUUGUUGAACCUGGGUUGCUCGGUUAAUCUCGGAGAUUCCGAUGGGAACUCUGCACUUCAUGCCGCUGUUCGUCUAGCCGAUUCUUCCUGUGUGCUUCUUUUGUUGGAUCAUGGAGCAGAUCCAAACCAUGUCAAUUUCAGUGGACAUGGUUUGGUUGGUGUCACGCCAUUACACAUUGCUAUUGACGCCGGAAACAUAGAAAUUGCGAAGUUGUUGCUUUCUCAUGGUGCUGAUCCUAACAAGUGUGACAUGAACGUCGGUGUUCAUCCUCUUGUGCGCGUUUGCGAUGCGAACAUCACUGUGCAUUUCAAACGUGAGCUCUUGUGUCUCCUGAAAGCAGCUGGCGGGAAAUGUCCAAAAUUGAGUAUUCAAGGCGUCGAAUUGAACCAGUUGAAUUGCGGCGGUCCGAUGUCGUUGAAGCAGUGUUGUAGAGCUGUGAUCGUGAAAAAUACGUCGUUCCGUAACAAAGUUUUGCCCAUCACGCCAAAAAGCAUCCGAUCUUUCCUAAGUUUCGAAAAACGGGACUGACACAAAUCAUCUCCCUGUGUUCAUGUGAGCUAGAAUGCAUUUUUUUGCUCGCUUCGCGAUUUCUUGUCUUGCCGCAAUAAUGAUAAGGUGAUUUUUCGGCGUGCGUACAAUCACAAGUGGAAUUCGCAUUAGCCCUGAGGUGAAAUUCGUGAAGAAUUUUUGCGCACAAAUUUUUUUAUUGCGUUCCUCUAGCGGUCAGUGUAAGUUCAGGAAAAUUGACAAUUGGGUUUUCGAGUACCUGUGAAUCUCCCUUUCUUCCAUGAAUCGAGGCUCCAAGUGCACCGAGUUGAAGCAGAAGGGCAUUUUUUAGAAGAAGAAAGUGCUCUGGUCUCUUAGAGGUGGUAAAAGCAAAGGGAAUAUUGCCAUGUACAAUUUAUGGUUCUGCAACUGGCGUAAUUCUCCCCGAACAUGUCCAGUAACAAACGAAAUUUCAGUUAAUUGUUGAGAGAACGUUAUAGCAGAAUUUAUGGCGUUGGUGAUCACCAGUGCAACUUCCAUUGAUUUUCAAAAAAAUGUUGUCGCUAUCUUCUGCAUUACGCUGAAAUUUCUUUCCGAAUCCGGGAAUAAAAAUGUACUCCUGACAAGUAUUCAGGGUGUAUCAAAUUAUUCGUUUCGUGAAUUAUUCAGGAAACAGUUUAAUGUCAACAUCGUGUGAAAUCAGGAAGGCGAUGCUACUGUUACUGUGAAAUUCCUGUAAUGACAAUCGUAAACGAAUUUCUUGUAUUUUUUCUUUCCGGAUUCGGAUUUCUCCUG